AUGGCGUCCGAAAACAGCUCUGAAUCACAAGAUGAGAAAGCUGCUCUUUUAGAAACGGACUCGGCUCAAGAUGCACAAGAAGAAAGUGGUCCAGUUGCGAAACAAAGCGAAUCAAAAUUAACGCUUUAUCACUGGACGCAGUCUUUCAAUUCUCAGAAGGUGCGUCUGGCCAUAGCAGAGAAAGGUUUGCACUGUGAGGAGUAUGAUGUGAGCCUACCACUCAGUGAACACAACGAGCCCUGGUUCAUGCGUCUGAAUCCUACUGGUGAAGUGCCGGUCUUAGUCCAUAAUGACAACGUCAUCUGUGACCCAACACAGAUAAUGGACUACCUGGAGCACAACUUCAAUGAUGAGGGCACUCCCAAGCUGGUCCCUGAAGAGGGCAGUACAUACUAUCACAGAGUGCAGCACUACAGAGAGCUGCUGGACUCACUACAGAUGGAUGCCUACACCCAUGGCUCCAUCCUCCAUCCUGAGAUCACAGUGGACUCCCACAUACCAGCAUAUGCAGCCACAUGCAUACGAACACAGAUCGGGAACACACAGUCGGAGCUGAAGAAACUGGCAGAGCAGAACCCAGAGCUCAAAGAUGCUUACAUAGCAAAACAGAGGCGCUUAAAAUCUAAGUUGGUUGACCAUGAUAACAUGAAGUACCUGAAGAAGCUUCUGGAUGAACUGGAAAGUGUGAUGGACCAGGUAGAGACAGAGCUUCAGAGGAGGGUGGAAGAAACACCAGAAGAAGGCAGUCAGUCCUGGCUGUGUGGUGAGUUCUUCAGCAUGGCUGACGUCUCUCUGGCAGUAACCUUACACCGCCUCAAGUUCCUUGGCCUCUCCCGCCGCUACUGGGGCAACGGUAACCGUGUCAACCUGGAAACAUACUACGAGCGUGUGGUGCAGCGCCCGGCCUUCAGGAGGGUUCUGGGUCAUGUCAACAACAUCCUGAUAUCUGCUGUCCUACCUGUGGCGUUUCGCGUGGCCAGGAAGAACGCCCCGGUAAUUGUUGGAACCACUCUGCUGAUAGGCGUUUUAGGAGGAGCUACAUACUUUGCUUUUCUUUACAUGAAGAAGAGGCUUACUACCUUAAGCUGAGGGAUGUUGAGGUGUUUUGGCACUGAACUGAUUUGGGGGUGGGAGGUAAAGAAACAAAAAGAGCAAGAGAAAUGUCACAUACAUCGAAACGCUAAUUUAAAUUCUCAAAAGCUAAAAUACAUAGAAGAAUAUGAUUGAUUAAUAGACAUCAGUAAUAUGUAACUGUAACACACCUUGAUUGUUUUCUAUUUAGCUGGUUGCACAAAAUGCACUUUUCGUCAUCCUCAUUAUGGUACUGCUGCAUUGUACACCAAAGGAUUGACUUAAAGAACCAUACUAGUGUUUUUGCAUGUUUUGUUGCAUUGGUUUUAAAUCACACAUACCAUAUCUGAAGUGUUUUUGUAGCUCUACAAAUUGAGUGUCAGUUUCUGAAUAGGCCUGAAAUAAUGCAAAGACCAUUAAAAACCUGGUCUGGCUAUCUUCCAGAUGAGCACCUUGUUUUUAGAAGUCCCUUUGAUAGCACCUAAAUGUACCAUUUCCUCUCUGACAAAAUGAAAAGACAAUGUGGAAUUUAACUGUGUGCCAUGCAAUUGCAGCAUAACUUUGACACAAAUAUAGAGCAGCACAAAUACAUUUUCGUACUUUACUGAAAGUAAUGAAAAGCAAUGACAGUUCAAAUGUAAGGCAUACAUGAUUUAUAGUAAAUGGGCUAAAAGAUGCAAAAACACCAGUAUGGUCAUUACAGAUAUCUUUUUAUGUACUCAAAUCUUUAUUAAGAGCAUAAUAUAUUUCACCCUACAUCUGCUUUGUCAUUUAUUAUUUUAUUGUAAUUCAUAUUUGUGUGAUAGAAUUUUAAAAAGUACACUUGAGGUGCGCAGCCUGCUUUCUGUGACCAAGUCUGCCCAGCAGAUAUCAUACUGUAUCUGUGUGUACAUUUGACUGCAACUCUGUAGGAACUCCCUGUUAUCACACCUGCACUCAUGUUUUAAUAUAUGAUGAAUAAUUGCUUGAAAUAUUCUCUUUGUAACAAUGGUUGAUUGAAUCGCUUUUCCACUCUUGUUUAGGCCUACAAUGUCUCCAGACCACCAUAUGCAACAUCUG
Molecule: messenger RNA, 2130 nt
Organism: Seriola dumerili (greater amberjack)
Lineage: Eukaryota; Metazoa; Chordata; Actinopteri; Carangiformes; Carangidae
Gene: gdap1
Product: ganglioside induced differentiation associated protein 1
Exons: 6
Coding region: 1-1089 (362 amino acids)
Biological process (GO): mitochondrial fusion; mitochondrial fission
Cellular component (GO): mitochondrial outer membrane
Source: RefSeq, a predicted model, not a curated record